Fonsecaea erecta is the source of this 1371-nucleotide messenger RNA. RefSeq lists its product as hypothetical. Bases 1 to 1371 code for a protein of 456 amino acids. The record is from RefSeq and is a predicted model, not a curated record. The transcript has a single exon. Lineage: Eukaryota; Fungi; Ascomycota; Eurotiomycetes; Chaetothyriales; Herpotrichiellaceae. Gene Ontology annotation, molecular function: inositol monophosphate 1-phosphatase activity. Gene Ontology annotation, biological process: phosphatidylinositol phosphate biosynthetic process; signal transduction; inositol metabolic process.
AUGUCUGCAGAUACGAGGCGGCAGCAGCAGGAGCGGCAGCAGCAGGAGCGGCAGCAGCAGGAGCAGCAGCAGCAGCAGCAGCACACCAUCUCCGACGCAGAGCUGGCCGACAUCUACACCUUUGCCAUCCAGCUGGGCAAAGACGCCGGACAGAUUCUUUUGAGUCGUCUGCAGCGGCGACGACGGGACGGAGAUGGAGAUGGCGAUGACAAGGACGAGGCGAAGACCGACAACAACGAUGACCAGCCGGUGGAAGAACUCGUCCUUCACGAAAAACUCAACGCCGUCGACAUCGUGACCGCCACCGACACCGAGGUCGAGGCCUUCAUCCACGCCGCCAUCACGCAGCGGUACCCGUCGCACGGCUUCGUCGGCGAGGAGACGUACUCGCAGGGUUCGUCCAAGGAAUACCUCGUGCGCCCGGACCGGCCGACGUGGGUGGUCGACCCGCUGGACGGCACGGUCAACUUCACGCACGGCUUCGGCAUGUUCUGCGUGAGCAUCGCGUUGGUGGUGGACGGCCAGGAGCCCGUGGUCGGCGUGGUCUACGCGCCGCUGCUGGGCCAGUUGUUCUCGGCGUGUCGGGGCCGCGGCGCCUGGCUGAACGAGACCACCCGUCUGCCGCUCCUGGGCCGGCAGGGCGUCGGACCCAUCCCCCGCGACGCCCCCGCGAAAUGCGUCUUCGCCUGCGAAUGGGGCAAGGACCGCCGCGACAUCCCGGACGGCAACCUGCACCGCAAGGUCGACAGCUUCGUCACCAUGGCGUCCGAACUCAGCGGCCGAGGUGGCCGGGGCGGCAUGGUCCACGGCGUGCGCAGUCUCGGCAGCGCGACGCUGGACCUCGCGUACACGGCCAUGGGUAGCUUCGACAUCUGGUGGGAGGGCGGGUGCUGGGAGUGGGACGUUGCGGCGGGCAUAUGUCUGCUGAAGGAGGCCGGCGGGCUGGUCACCACGGCGAAUCCACCGGAAGACUGGGAGACGACGGCCACCACCACCACCACCACCACGACGGCUGAGAUCGUCGACGCCAAACUGGGGGGCCGGCUGUAUCUCGCCAUUCGACCGGCCAGUGACGGGCCCGAUGGCGAGACAGCGCGGCAGGGCCAGGAGAGGUGUGUGAGGGAGGUCUGGAGGAGAGUAGGAGAUUGGACUAUUCGAGGCCGGGAGCUUGAGUUGGGGGUGAAGAAGAAGACGAAGAAGACGACGAUGACGACGAAGAAGAAGCAUCGCUCACUAGAGCAGCGCAAGAUCAUUCAUUCAUGUCUACCACGUACACCUUCUAUAUCUAUAUCUCUAGAUGUCUAUAUAUCAAAUCAUCUCAUAUCAUCUCAAGGAAGGGUAUCUCAACAAGAACACAAGAGUGAGAGAUAG